Molecule: messenger RNA, 1695 nt
Organism: Malaya genurostris
Lineage: Eukaryota; Metazoa; Arthropoda; Insecta; Diptera; Culicidae
Exons: 2
Coding region: 1018-1695 (225 amino acids)
Source: RefSeq, a predicted model, not a curated record
CUCUCGGCGUCUUCCGAGCAGUGGAUGGUUUUGUGUUGCGUGUUUACCGCUUUGCUUUUUUCCGGCGGCUGUUUCGGAAGAAUUAAAUGAUACCACCGGUGAUUAGUGCUUUCUUCCUCGGUGCUCCUCGGUCUAUCGCGGGAUCACACGCGAUUACGAUUGCGAUCUGUGUGUUUAAAACUUUCCUCGCUCUCGUCUAUUGUUGUUACAGUUGUGCGUCGAAACUGUGUUUGGUGGUGCGUUUUGCCAGCCCUCCCGGGCUUCCGGUGAUCGUGUGUGUGUUCAUUCAAGUGAUGAGUGAAUUUUCCGCCUUUUGAUCGAAUGACAAUGUGAAGGUUGUAAAAUGGUGAAUUCAAUGAGGGCACUUAGUUUCGUUGUGAAGUCGGAUGUUACAACCGAAAAAAUCAGCCGUGUUUGACCGAAUGAAUGGAAAUAAAAGUAUUUGAAAUUACGGUGUUACUGUGAAUUAGUGUUGAAAGCUGUUUGAUCAAGUGAAAAGUGACGAAUACUUUGCAAAGCAAAAUUUAUUUGUGGCACGAGAUGGCGAGUUUCAAAUUGGAUUAAACGUUGCAUCUGUAAUUGGAUUCCAAAUACUGAUUUUGACAGUCAUCAAAUCUGUGUUCCGUCCUUGUUAAUGUUUGGCCUGAAAUUCUGUCUUCCACAUGGGUGUGAUAUCUCUGGGAAUGGCCAUAGUGAAUUAAGACUAGGUGAAAGAAUUCCUGCAAUAUAAUCCGCUUGGCAGCAUCAUGCACCGAACCCAAAGGAAAUAAUUUCACUCCGACCGGCGGCCGGCUUGGGCGCGAAUCACAAUGUCAGCUGCCAACCACGAACCGUGGGAGAACGAAUCACACCACCAAGACAGCGGCCGUUUGGACCGGCGGGAAACUGUGACUGAUCGUUACAAAUUUUCCAUAGCUCCUACGGCUACGGUUUAAUUUCAGCGAAACGUGAACGAUAAAUUCCAUUUCGAUUCCAACCAACCGGUGCACGAGGCUUUCUGCCAACAUCAACAUCACAAUGUUCGACGACAUCAAGAUGUGCCUGUUGGAUCUGAUCAAGACCAGCGGGUCAAAGUCCAAGAAGUCCCUGAAAGACAUGUCGGCGGGUUAUUCGACCGAUUUCAUGAAAAAGUACAACGACAUUAACAUCAUUCACUUCAACGAGAACAUGUCCAUGGUGAAUAAGCUGGAAAACGUGCGAUUUUCACCUUCGAACUACACGAACCUGUUCAAGACGAACCCACUGCUGGAGGGCAAAAGGAACCGGUCGUUCCGAGAAUGGGGCGUGGAAAGUGCCAGUUUCGAGUUCUCGUCCGAUGAUCGCGACACGCUGACGCUGACGAGCUGCUCGCACUGUUCGGGGUCCGAUGAAAAGUACCACCUGUUGAAGUCGUCGGCCGUUUCGCAGCCGAGCGACACCGGCGUCGGUGUUCAUCGUGACGACAUCGAUGAAGACGAAGACGACGACGACGGGAUAAUCAUGAACCACUACAGUCUGGAGGAGUGUUUGGCGGGUGGUUUGGUGUCGCAGCUGGAUUCAUUCUGUACGCUUUGCACCUCUUCGUUCAGUUUCAGCAACUGCAAUAACUGCGAGAAAUCCGGCUGCGGGUCCAAGUGUAGUACCAGCGAUAGCAGCACGAUCGGAGAGACGACCGAGCUUGGCGAGUGUGUUUGUCUGCAGAAACCGCACGGGUAA